AUCUCUUCAAGUUUGACACCUCAGCAAGAGCAACAACUGAUAGAAGUUCUAAAAGCACACAGGAAGUCAUUAGGAUGGACCAUUUCAGAUUUGCAAGGUAUUAGCCCUUUGAUCUGUACUCAUAAGAUAUUCUUGGAAGAAGGAGCAAAACCAGUUAGGCAAAUGCAAAGGAGAUUAAAUCCCAACAUGAAAGAAGUUGUCAGAAAAGAAGUGCUUAAGCUAUUGGAUGCUGAAAUAAUUUACCCAAUCUCUGAUUCUAAGUGGGUAAAUGUUCCGUUUGAAUGGAGUCCUGCCUGUCAAAAUGCUUUUGAUAAAUUGAAAGAUGCACUCAUUUCAGCACCUAUCAUUCAGUCCCCUGAUUGGUCCCUCCCGUUUGAACUUAUGUGCGAUGCUAGUGAUUAUGCGGUAGGAGCUGUGUUAGGGCAGAGGAAGGAUAAGAAACCUCAUGUGAUAUAUUAUGCUAAGUUCAACAUUGAAAUCAGAGACAAGAAGGGAGUAGAAAAUGUGGUGGCUGACCAUUUGUCAAGGAUUCCAAGUCAAGAUCUCACACAAUUUGAUGAACCAAUUCAUGACAAUUUCCCUGAUGAGCAACUGUUUAAAGUGAAUGUUAUUCGUGCAUCAUCUGUUGUCCCUUGGUAUGCCGACAUUGCGAACUACCUGGCAACUGGUCUGAUCCCAGACCAUUGGAGUAAGCAAGAUAGGCAUAAAUUCUUCAGAAAAGUCAGAACCUUCUUUUGGGAUGAGCCCUACCUCUUCAAGUAUUGUCCUGACCAAAUCAUCCGUAAAUGCAUACCCGAUCAUGAGCAACAAAGUGUCAUCAAUUUCAGUCAUACUCUUGCAUUUACUGUUGACUAUGUGUCCAAAUGGGUAGAAGCAAUCCCGGCCAGAACAAAUGACCAUAGGACUGUCGUGAAAUUUUUGAAAGAAAACAUAUUCAGUCGAUUUGGGAUGCCACGAGCAAUCAUCAGUGAUGGGGGUUCCCAUUUUUGUAAUAAAGUUGUGGCAGGAUUAAUGAAGAAAUAUGGUGUACUGCAUAAGGUUGCAACACCAUACCAUCCCCAAACUAAU
Messenger RNA from Diospyros lotus (date-plum), 1068 nucleotides. RefSeq lists its product as uncharacterized. The record is from RefSeq and is a predicted model, not a curated record. Gene Ontology annotation, molecular function: nucleic acid binding. Gene Ontology annotation, biological process: DNA integration. The annotation marks the transcript as partial. The transcript has 4 exons. NCBI's taxonomy places the organism in Eukaryota, Viridiplantae, Streptophyta, Magnoliopsida, Ericales, Ebenaceae.